Sus scrofa (pig) is the source of this 2091-nucleotide messenger RNA. NCBI's taxonomy places the organism in Eukaryota, Metazoa, Chordata, Mammalia, Artiodactyla, Suidae. The record is from RefSeq and is a predicted model, not a curated record.
UGAGUUGGGACGGCGCUCCGGGGAGCUGCCCGCGAGGGCGCUUGACGUGAAGUCGGGGAGCGGCGGGCAGCGGGCUCUCGUCCCUCCCCAGGGCGGGCCUCUGGGCCGGGGCUUCCGUGGCGGGGGCGGCCUUCCCUCCCGGCUGCCCGCGGGCUCGGCGGGUAGUGGCUGAGGCGAGGCCCGCCCGCAUCCCGGCCGCCGGUCCGGAGCUCGCUGGGGCCGCCGGGGUCUCCGGAAGCGGGGGGCCGCCGGCGGGUUGGGGUGCGUGGACACGCCCAGGGACUCAACAUGAAUCCGGGCCGGAGACUGCUCUUAGCUUCCGCGGGGGCCGAGGCUGGUGCUGGACGUUCUGUGGGCGGACAGACGCGCAGGGACACGGAUCGAAUAAUGGCCAACUCCAUUGUAUCAAAGAACUUCACUGCACUUUCAGAUCUGCAUCCAAAUAUGGCUAAUCUGAAAAUAAUCGGCAUAGUUAUUGGAAAAACAGAUGUCAAAGGCUUUCCAGACAGAAAAAAUAUUGGAUCAGAAAGGUACACUUUCAGUUUCACCAUUCGUGAUUCAGCAGCCCAUUUUGUAAACGUAGCAUCCUGGGGCAAUGAAGACUACGUCAGAGCCCUUUCUGACAGCUUUAGAGUUGGCGCGUGUGUGAUAAUUGAAAACCCCUUGAUCCAGAUAAAGGACUUGGAAAGAGAAGAAAAGUUCAGCCCUGCAACUCCUAGCCAUUGUAAGCUGUUGCUCAGUGAGAAUCACUCAAGGAUGAAAGUUUGUUCCAAUUAUGAAGUGGACACCAAGCUACUUUCUUUGAUAUACUUACCAGUUAAAGAGUCUUCUGAUUAUUACUCUCUGGGUGACAUUGUUGCAAAUGGACACAGUCUUGAUGGAAGAAUUAUUAAUGUCCUUGCAGCUGUGAGGUCGGUUGGAAAGCCAAAAUACUUUACCACUUCAGAUCAAAGAAAAGGCCAGAGGUGUGAAGUUAAACUCUAUGACGAGACAGAGUCUUCUUUUGCAAUGAUAUGUUGGGAUAAUGAAUCUAUUCUACUUGCACAGAGCUGGAUGCCCCGAGAAACAGUGAUAUUUGCCUCAGAUGUAAGAAUAAGUUUUGACAAAUUUCGGAACUGCAUGACAGCAACUGUAAUCUCAAAAACCAUUAUUACAACAAAUCCAGAUACACCAGAAGCUAACAUCCUAUUGCAUUUUAUAAGAGAAAAUAAAGAAACAAAUCCUCUGGAUGAUGAAAUUGGCAGUUGUUUGAAAGAAUCCAUAAAUUUAAGUACAAUAGAUGAUGUCUAUACAGUUGAACAAUUAAAAGUAAAAGCUUUGAAGAAUGAGGGAAAAGCCGAUCCUUUCUAUGGAAUUCUUUAUGCCUACAUUUCUGCACUGAACAUUGAUGAUGAAACCACAAAAGUAGUUCGAAGUAAAUGCUCAGGCUGUGGUUCCAUUGUAAAUGAAGCGUCCAGCAUUUGUACCACUUGCAACAGAGAUUCUUCAGAAUUUAAAUCUGCUUUUCUCAGCUUUGACAUGCUAAUUGACCUUAGCGACCACACAGGCACUCUCCAUUUCUGUAGUCUCACAGGAAGUGUUGCUGAGGAGACUUUGGGCUGCACGGUAAAUGAGUUUCUCGCAAUGACGGAUGAACAGAGAACGGCAUUGAAGUGGCAACUUCUUUUGGAAAGGACCAAAAUUUACUUAAAAGUCUCUCUGUUGCAUAGGGCAAGGGCCAGACUGAGGAUGAGUGUACUCUCGUGUAAGCUGGCAGAUCCCGUUGAGGCAAGUAGGAGCUUGUCUGGAUGAGGAAGUAUUUAAAAGCAGAUACCAUUUUGAACUCUAGAAGAGAAUACGAGUUUUAACCACCUUUAAAGUAGAAAAUGAGUUUGAAAAUUAUGGAUUAAAAUUGUAUUUUGUUCAAAUGUGGUGAGAAUGUUUCUAUCAGUUGUUAUGUUCUUUCCCCCUAGAGAUGGUUUGGGAUAAAUCCUAAAAUCUCCCUCUUAAUCAAGCUCAUUCCUUAGAAGGCCUUUUCUACUGGCUUGGCCCUCUGUCUUUCCAAGUUGAAAAUGUUUCUAUGAAUCAAUAAACAAGUUUGAUCUUUCCCAA